Penicillium olsonii is the source of this 555-nucleotide messenger RNA. The record is from the annotation of a GenBank genome assembly. NCBI's taxonomy places the organism in Eukaryota, Fungi, Ascomycota, Eurotiomycetes, Eurotiales, Aspergillaceae.
AUGCUUGCCCCUGGCUCUGGCCCUGCCGCUGCCCCUGCUCCCCCGGAGCGAAAGAUCACCCGCCGCGGGACCAAGGGUCGAGCAAAGCGGCUCGCAAGAGGUAUGCACAUCAAUACACACGGCUUUUCUAGGAUGAUCGGACAGGAUACUGACUUACAACAGCGCGCGGUUCGGCCCUUGGCCCCGGCGGGGGCUUGUCUUCGCCCACCCCCCCCACCUCCUCCUCCUGCGGUGCUCCUGCCUCCACCCGGGGCGAGAAAGCUCCCGCUCCGGCGGCCCCCCCGGUGUGGAUCCAGGGCACCGCAGUCCGCCUCCUCCCCCAUCCGACCCACUGGCGAGGCCGCCCCCCCCUCGCCCAGCAUCGCCACCCGUACUGGCCGGAUGGUUCUGUCUCCCUCGCCUCCGGCCAGUCCCCCUCGUUCCGUCGCGUCGUUCUCGGCUCGCUCCCCCCCUGUCAAUAGUAAGUCCUCUUUAUCCUUUAUCACCUUUCCUGUGAUAUUAGUUAUUUUGUACUGGGUUGCUUGGUAUUGGCCUUGUCGAUGUGUUAUGUCAUGA